AUGUCCGCGCGUCAUCAUCUCUCUGCAAGGGCCCUCGGCAAGCGCCCGGCCCGCGACGAAGAGGAGGAGGAAGAAGAAGAAGGGGAGGAUGUAGAGUUCGACCAUGGCUAUGGUCCUGAAGCGCGUUCUGAGAGCGCAGCGAGUUUGCGCCCCGAUACACCGCUCUUCACCAUGCCUUUGACGGGCGCUCCCGCCCGCUUCGCGUUCUGGUUCAAACAUUCGGAUAAAGCUACAUUACGGGAUUUCAAGCAGAAAGUCCUGGAUAAUGGUGGUGCGCUUGCGUAUGAUGGCCGAAGCGGCAAGGCCAUCUAUGAGAGCAAUAAGCCGGAUGUCGACAUCUUCGUUUUCGACGAUGCAGCGCGGUAUGAAAAGGCCGUCGGACGCUUUCGCACUUCUACCAUAACCAGGGUUUAUCUUGCUCGCAAAAUAGACUCUUGGAUCUCUUCUGGGAGUUUCGAUUUCCACGUUCCCGUUACCAAGGGCAUGCCAGGUCGCCCUCCAGGUCAGAUGUAUCGGACCAAUUUCACUGCCGAGGACGAAGAUCUUAUGUGCCAUUUCCUCGCUCAGUGGUUACCUGACGAGAACCAGGGAGGGCGGCAGGGCGCCAAUGCAUACGAGCAGAUGCUCCUCUCGAGGUUUGAUUGGCCGGGUGCCGAGCGCCACAGUGCCGAAUCAUGGCGGUCUUACUACGUGCGGAACAAGAGCAGGCUCGACCCCAUUAUACGCGAAAUAGCCGAGCAACAGCCGCCAAGCGAAACUGGCUUGGGUGUGGACCACCGCGUCAGGCGGGAGCGUUUGCUCCCUAGGGUCUCCAUCAGCCCGCUGGAUGACGAGGAUGAGGGUGUACUGGGCGAAGAGGGAAGUGAGGCCUCGGUGGAUCGAAGCCGCGACUCAACACCCGCACAACGUUCUUCUUCUACCUCAGAGAAGCGCCGCCGUUCUGUAGGAGAACAUCAGGGUACAAACAGUAAACGCCGCCGACAAGAGAGUCGCCCAGACCGCGCUACCGUGCUGCCGAAGGUUGCGCGUACCAGUCGUACCGCGUCUAUCGCCGGGUCGGACGCUCAUCAUCCUAUAGAGUUGGACGACUUUGGACCUGAGGCCGACUCCCUUCAAUCCUCAACGCAGCGGCCGCAGAAAAACGCUUCCAAGAUGCAGCAUCCGCAACUCCGUUCUUCCUCUGCAAGGCCAUCAUCUUCCCGCCAUCGGUCGUCUCAAGCGUUGCGACACGCUGAUCGUCGCCCUGAGCAGCUGCAUACUGCGAAACGUUCUCGACGACUUCAGACAUCUCCCUUUCCAUGGAGCGGCGAAGAAGCCGUUGACAGGAGCUCGGAGGAGGAUGCGCUCGAGGUAUCGCAAGACCUCCUUGGGGUCGUCGCUGACCGUGAGAUGCCGCGAAUCGAUCGUAGGGCCGCUCCCGUUCAGCGGCAGAGCGGACACAGUGAGCACGGCACACAGCAUCUGCGCAAAGUACAAGACGCGCAACGACGCAGCGCUCCCAAUCGUCGAGCACCCGUCGUGACGGCCUCGGGCGAUGAAGACUCGGACCUUGAAGGGUGCUUUCUGGAGAAACAUUCGCGUACAUCUUCGUCGCAAUAUUUCAGGCGGUCCAGCCUCUCUGACCGAGCGCUCAGUGUUAGCCAAUGA
Messenger RNA from Peniophora sp. CBMAI 1063, 1647 nucleotides. The record is from the annotation of a GenBank genome assembly. NCBI's taxonomy places the organism in Eukaryota, Fungi, Basidiomycota, Agaricomycetes, Russulales, Peniophoraceae.